AUGGACGAAGAAAGAAAAAAUAGUAAGGCCGAUGGCCCAGCGCCUGAAAAUGUGGACGCCGAACCCAGCAGUCACUUUGAAAAACGCAAGGACAGCGUGUUCGACAAGCCAAUAGACCUGGACUAUGUGCUAGUGAACGAGAUAGGCCAGUUCGGCCGCUACCAGAUGUUCAACUUGCUGCUCGUGUCCGUCCCCAUCAUCAUGUCAGCCUUUAUGAGCGAGUACAUCUUCUCUGCUGCCGCUAUCCCGCACAGAUGCCGAGUGCCAGAAUGUGGAGAAACGAGUAAACUUGAGCAAUUCGAUAAUGACUGGGUUCGUGAUGCAAUUCCUGUGGCUGAUAACAACAACGGUUUUGUGAGCUGCGCGCGGUACACACCUAUUUACAGCAACGGUUCCUUGGACUACUGUCCCGCCUAUCUAUUUUCAGAGAACCAACAGAGUUGUGACAGCUACGUCUACGCUAGAGAUAAUUCCUGUGUUUAUGACUUCGAUUUGGGUUGUCAAGAUUGGCUCCGCGCUUUAGCUGGUACCUUGAGUAGCGUGGGUACUUUAUUGGUGCUGCCCAUCGCCGGUUACAUCUCCGAUACGUUUGGAAGGCGUGUGGCGCUUGUGAUCAGUGUCGUCAAUUUGGCUAUCUUUGGUAUCAUUAGAGCCUUCUCCGUCAACUACCCCAUGUACCUGGCCUUCCAAUUGUUACAAACUACUUUUGGUGCCGGAACUUUCAGCUCUUCUUAUAUCUUUGCUACGGAGUUCGUUGGACCCAAAUACCGAGUGUUGACAAGUGCAACCUGUUCUUCUAUGUUCGCCGUUGGUCAAGUGAUACUGGGAUCCGUAGCUUGGGUUGUCCAGCCUUGGAGAUACAUGAUCCUUGCGCUACACAUUCCUUGUUUCAUUAUCAUCGCAUACUACUGGAUUUUACAAGAGAGUGUGAGAUGGCUGCUGUCUCAAAAGAAGUAUGAUCAAGCUAAAGAUGUACUGCAGCGAGUCGCGAAACGGAACCGAAAACAGAUCAGUGAGAAGUCUUUGCAUGCGUUGAUGAACCCUUCCGAGCCUGUGAAGGUGGUAGAGGACGGGAAUGAGCCAAACCUCUUCCAAGCCAUUUUCCGGUCGAGUGUACUGCUCCGACGUGUCUGCACCACUCCCAUCUGGUGGAUCACCACCACUUUCGUGUACUAUGGCCUAUCCAUUAACGCCACCAGCCUGUCGGACUCCAUGUACUUGAACUACAUCCUGACUUGUGUCAUCGAGAUCCCUGGCUUCUACACGGCUGUGCUCAUCCUCGACAGGAUCGGCAGGAAGCCCACGCUUUCUGGCGGGUACUUGUUCAGCGCCGCCUGCAACAUCGCCUUCGCUUUUAUACCCAAUGACCUGUCGACACUGCGUCUGAUCGUGUACCUUUUGGGCAAGUUCGGUAUCUCGGUGGUGUUCACAUCGCUGUACCUGUUCACCUCGGAGCUGUAUCCCACGCAGUACCGGCACCGGCUGCUCGCCUUCUCCUCCAUGGUGGGCCGCAUCGGCUCCAUCACCGCACCACUCACACCAGUGCUCAUGGACUACUGGGAAGGUAUACCAUCCGUGAUGUUCGGUGGCAUGGGCAUUCUGUCUGGAAUCCUGGUGCUGACGCAGCCGGAGACGCUGGGCACCAAGAUGCCUGACACCCUCGCGGAAGCAGAGGCCCUCGGCAAGCCAGAAUCUAAAAUAAACACCUGA
Messenger RNA from Spodoptera littoralis (African cotton leafworm), 1710 nucleotides. The record is from the annotation of a GenBank genome assembly. NCBI's taxonomy places the organism in Eukaryota, Metazoa, Arthropoda, Insecta, Lepidoptera, Noctuidae.